Messenger RNA from Impatiens glandulifera, 691 nucleotides. RefSeq names its product transcription factor PRE6-like. NCBI's taxonomy places the organism in Eukaryota, Viridiplantae, Streptophyta, Magnoliopsida, Ericales, Balsaminaceae. Bases 222 to 506 code for a protein of 94 amino acids. The transcript is spliced from 2 exons. Gene Ontology annotation, biological process: regulation of growth; regulation of DNA-templated transcription. The record is from RefSeq and is a predicted model, not a curated record. Gene Ontology annotation, molecular function: protein dimerization activity.
ACAUCUUCUUUCUCUCUCUAUUUCUCUCUCUCUCUCUCUCUCUCUCUCUCUUAAUCUUGUUAAUGACUAGUCCAUCUCUCUCUGUCUGCAAGAAACUCUUUCUUCUCCACCUAUAUAUACUCCAUUUCCAUUUCAUUUCUCUAUAACUUAUAAAACCCUAGCAGAAACAUACACAUAUAUAUAAAAACAAACUCUUUCCAUCACUAAAUUAACUAACAACAAUGUCCAGCAGAAGGUCCCGUUCAAGGCAAUCCGGCGGCGGUUCAGCCAUCUCCGACGACCAAAUUGCCGAUCUAGUCUCCAAGUUACAACAACUCAUACCCGAAAUGCGUCAAAGACGCUCUAACAAGGUAUCAGCUUCAGGAGUGUUACAAGAGACAUGCAACUACAUUAGAAGCCUGCACAGAGAAAUGGAUGACCUAAGUGAACGUUUGUCUCAGCUUUUGGCUUCAACAGAUGAUAACAGUGCUCAGGCCGCCAUUAUUAGGAGCUUGCUUCUCCAAUAAUCAAAUAUUAUAUAUAAUAUAUUAUAUAUAUAUAUAUAUAGUCUUCAUCAAUAUCCUAUCCCCCACCCAUUAUAUUAUAUUACCUGCUUUAAUUAUAAUUAGUAUAUACUAGUCAUCUCGUAAUUACUACUCUAUAUAAUAUGUGUAUCGAUCUCCAUUUUGGCUUCUAAUAUUAAUUAUUAGUA